Molecule: messenger RNA, 1701 nt
Organism: Daphnia magna
Lineage: Eukaryota; Metazoa; Arthropoda; Branchiopoda; Diplostraca; Daphniidae
Exons: 7
Coding region: 790-1494 (234 amino acids)
Source: RefSeq, a predicted model, not a curated record
AAAGGUGAUGAAGGAUUUUUAAAAUUUUUCAUUUUUCUUCAUUUACACAUUUUUGCAUUCAUCGUUUCUUUAUCCUUAACGUCCGCCUGUAAAAAAUGUCCCUUUAUCACAAAAGAGAGCUUCAGAAGAAUUCGGAGCUUUAUGUUUCUUGCGUUGUGACGAUCUCGACAAUCCCCCUGUUAAUUCGACACGUGAUUGAGAGGACCGCCUAUCAUCAAAUUGGUUUGACGUACUAACUUUAAAAGGUGAUGCGUAUCCGGCCAAUAGCGUUUUCUUACUAAACUUUUAGACGAAAAUGCAAAUAGUUGGUUGCUUACCGUUCGGCCACCGAUUAUACAACUAAAUUUGAGUUCAGAAAAAUUAAGAACAUCCUGUGUAAAAACAGGUUGCCAUUAUUUUGGCGUGUCACAGUCUCGUCUGGAACAGUGAAGGCCGGACGUGUUUUAAACGGAAGACAAGUAGAACAAGGAAACGAGUAAGAAACCAUUGGGGCUUCUUUCGGCCGCUAAACCAGUCGUCAAAUAAAAAUAUCUUCCGGUUGGGGAUUUCUUCAAGUCAUUCCAAAAUAGAUCACUGUCUAUCCGCAUUCGUUUAUGGAUGUCUACAUAGCGGUCGAUAAUUUGGCAAAUAGUGGAACGCUUAAACGUCCGCGCACGUACUGCACCGAUUGAUAAUUGUUUUAUUUGGUUUGUGUUUUUACAGGUGAAACGGUAUAUAAAGACAUGGCGAGCGGACAGAAAAGACACAGAACCAGCGCAGUGUUUGAAGUAGCUUGACUUCUUUAGCAACAUGCAGCAUUCCAAGAAUAUUUUAACUCGAGUGGUUUUCAUUGCCACUACCACUGCGAUUGUUUUGAUGCUCUGCGCACCGGUGGAAGUUGGUGCUAAAAAAGCGCAUUCUUUGGUCACUAGCACCGUCACGGUGACUGUAACGUCCACUGAUAAGAAAAUUUGUGGAAAGCUGGUCAACGUCACUGCUGCCUGUCGUCGCCGUCGUAAUUUUGAAUUCGAGAGGCCUGAAAUCUUGACAUUUGAUGAAGACAUUGACGAAGCGAUCGACUUGGCCUUUAAGAAUUUUUACGUUACCAAACAAUUUGCUCCUACCAAAACACUUGGUAUGGAAGUGACACCGUUGGUCUAUUUGCCGCCUCUGAAGGCAUCUGCACGUAAACCGCAGAUUGCGAGCUUCCACCCUGGUGUUGAAUCGUCGAUGCCAACUUUUGUGUUUGACAGCCGAAACAAGAACCCUUACCUACACCCGAGUGUCUAUCAACAACACCAAGCCGAACUACAGAAGCAACAGAUCGAACAAGAGCAGCGUGUUUUUUUCUCCGUCCUAUCGCUUGGCAACGUGUUCAAUAAUAAGGUCACCGCAACAUACACUACACAUACUACAAUAACAAAAACGGAAGUCAAGAGUACUGAAGCCACCUUCUUCGUCGUGGGAUGCACGCCCAAUCCGUUCCCGUUCAGCGUUUGCUCUGGUAAACGUUAAAAAGAAACGAUGACUUUGGAAAAUCGCACUCGAAAUUAUUGCUAUGGCGGAAAGUAAUUUGACAGCCACGAUACUGUUUGGAGAUUAAUUCAUUUUAAUUUAAAUUACUUUUUUCUUAGUAUUAUCUAGUUGAUUGUUUAAGUUAAUAUUUAAUUCUUCACAUUUCUGUCGAAUUUUUUAACAUUGAAAUACACUUGCUUGCAGAUU